GUUCGUCGCACUGGUUCGUCAGAGGAAGUGACGGGAUAGUAAACUCAAAUGAGGACUUCCAAUUUUUCAUGAAGGCUGCCACAAUAUAAGUCUGGUUAAAGUCGUCUGAACGAAGAGCGCAAAUGUUACAGUAGCCUAAUGAUUGUGCGCAAAAACGUUAUAUUCACAGACGCCAGAAACGCUACAAUGUAUCAGAAUAUAGAACGUACUCGGGCGACACAACGAUCAAUGCGGGAUGGUAGCCCACCAACAUUUGCAGAGAUUUCACAAUACUGAAUUAAAUCUGUGGAUCAUAGAUUGGACUUCAUGCAGACUUUUCGGGACUUUUCGUUGAUUUGGAAAUAUUUGCGACCGAUUUCAAGAUGAUUUACAACGAGGGUAGUAGACAGAUUUUUAAUAGUUAAAAGUUCUUCCAUGAGUUUCAGAAUGUAUGCAAGGGAGAUAUCGCCACCAGUUCGGAUUUCUCUGCUAGUGGUAACUCUUGUAUCGCUUGGGAUUUGUUCAGAACUAAAAGUACGAGUGCGUUUAAGUGAUGGACUAAUUGGGGAGGAGAUUUUGGACGCCAACAGUGAGAAUGAUGACAUUACAGUCGAGUUCAAGCAAGGAGAUGGUACUCAUAUUACUGUGGUAUUUGAUUUCAAACGGGAUGUGAGGAUCGUCCGAGCUCUGAUCCUGGGGGAGCCAGAACGAGGCCAGAACCAAUACCAGGUGCUGUGCUUUGUCUCGCGCCUCGAUCAUCACGAGAUCAUCCCCACUGAGUUCAUGGCUCGCCUCAGACAGCUGUUCUGUGAUGGGAUUCUACAGAAGAACCCCCACUUGGUCCGCACGGCAGAGGAGAAGCGUGGGGUGGAACACCUCCACAUGGACAUGGCGGUGAACGUGAGUCAUGCAGGGCACCUCUACACACUCAUCCACAACCUGUGUAAGGAGGCCCAUGAGGGGUUUUAUACCCGGACAGCUGACACCAAGCAUUGGCUGGAUAAAGGAAUAGAGACCAUUGAGUUUGAGCCCCUGCCCCAGACAGUGGAUGUCUCUGGUCUGCAGCGAUGCCCCUCCACUCUGGACCUGUGGCAGCCAUGCUUCUGCAGCUAUCACCUACGUCUGGAGUGGCUCCCCUGCCUGCUCAAAUACUGCCGUAGCCGCCGGGGCGCGGCUGGAAGGGCCAAUCCGUACAAGUGUGGCAUCAGGAGCUGCAGCAAGGGCUACCGCUUUGACUACUACGUCCCCCAUAAACAGCUCUGCCCAUGGGACGAGGAGACCUAAAGCAGCUGGUUUUGCCGUUAGUUCUUUCCUAGAAGGCAUUUAGCCUACCGUGCACAUCUGGACUGAGCAUGGCAGGGGAUUGGCAAGAGGCCUUGAAGUGAAGGAACAGACCUGCCUAGUGCCUACAUAUACACAGAGUAUACCAAACAUUAGGAACACCUUCCUAAUAUUGAGUUUUUCCCUCCGAAAAGCCUCAAUUCAUCAGGGCAUAGGUGCCGAAAGCAAGGUGCUGAAAGCAUCCCAUAGGGAUGCUGGCCCAUGUUGACUCCAAUGCUUCCCACAGUUGUGUCAAGUUGGUUGGAUGUCCUUUGGGUGGUGGACCAUUCUUGAUACACACAGAAAGCUGUUGAGCGUGAAAAACCCAGCAGCAUUGCAGUUCUUGACACAAACCGGUGUGCAUGGCACCUACUACCAUACCCUGUUCAAAGGCACUUAAAUGUUGUGUUUUGCCCAUUCACCCUCCGAAUGGCACACAUACACAAUUCACGUCUCAAUUGUCUCAAGGCUUAAAAAUCCUUAUUUAACCUGUCUCCUCACCUUCAUCUACACUGAUUGAAGUGGAUUAACAUCAAUAAGGGAUUAUAGCUUUCACCUGGAUUCACCUGGUCAGUCUAUGUCAUGGAAAGAGCAGGUGUUCUUAAUGUUUUGUACACUUAGUGUAAGUCUAACUUAUUUUCAGACAGAAGAGUGUCUCUGACUCACCACCAAGGUAUUUGGAUUCAACCAGACAGUAGCAUAUCUAUUGUAACCAUAUGUUUUUAAUGUUGGAUGUUUCCUACAGUGGUGUGUCGAGUGUUGUCCAUAUAUAAUAAUUAUUUUUCUAAGCAUGCAAGUGUCCGUAUUAGGGCAGCUAGACAGGAGCCUAAUGGGGGAAAAUUGACAAUAUGAAAAUUGUAAUAUCGCCCAACCUAGAAGGAAUUGCCCAUGCUACUAUGGAUGAAUGUUUUGAUUUGAUGCCAUCAGUCAAAUUGCUGUUCAGUGCUCCCUUGGGGUAAAACUGGAUGGUGGAUCUGCUCAGAGAAGACAUUCAUCCAUGGUAGUGAAUGAAUCACUUAACUGAUGUAGUUUUUAUUUACGUAAUGCAAAAUAAAGCCAUUUAUUGACAUUCUGUUAAAAGAACUAGGAUAUUGAAACAGUACAGUCUGUAACCAAUAUCCACACUCUUACCUUGAACUAUAGGGACCAAUUUUUGGCUGGCUGGAAGGGUUUUGUCAUUGCUGUCAAAUGCAUCAGCAUGUAGCAUCAUAUGCAGAAACUGACUUAAGUCAUGAUUAUACUAUAGGUAUACGGAAUAAAGUGAUUAACUGUGA
This is a messenger RNA of Salmo salar (Atlantic salmon), 2573 nucleotides long. Its product is annotated as out at first protein homolog. The record is from RefSeq and is a predicted model, not a curated record. NCBI's taxonomy places the organism in Eukaryota, Metazoa, Chordata, Actinopteri, Salmoniformes, Salmonidae.